This is a messenger RNA of Brachypodium distachyon (stiff brome), 1419 nucleotides long. Its product is annotated as L10-interacting MYB domain-containing protein. The record is from RefSeq and is a predicted model, not a curated record. The transcript is spliced from 3 exons. Lineage: Eukaryota; Viridiplantae; Streptophyta; Magnoliopsida; Poales; Poaceae. Bases 408 to 1271 code for a protein of 287 amino acids.
CUCCCAAUUGCAGGAUGCAGCAGCCCUAGCCACCUCGCCACCCCGCCUCCGUCCCCAUCUCCGUCCCCGUCUCCAUCCCCAUCUCCUCCAGUAGCCUCCCCCGCCUCCGUCCCCGUCUCUGUCCGACGCGGCCUGCACCGGAGCAGCAGCCGGGCCGAAGGACCCCCACACCGACGAGGCCAUAGCAGCAGCCGGGAGUCCUUCUCCUCCUCCUCCUCCCCCUCCCCGUUCUCCUCCGCCCCUGCCAAGACCCGGCCUCCUCCGCCACUGCCUCGACCAGGCCGCGUCCGCCCCUGCCUCGACCCGGCCUCCUCCGCCACUGCCUCGACCCGGCUGCGUCCGCCCCUGCCUCGACCCGGCCUCCUCCGCUCCUGCCUCUGUAGUUCAAGGUAAGAAUUGUGUUCAAAAUGGCCGCCGAAUGGACUGAGGAUAACACUAGGAUUAUCACCGAGUUGUUUGUCGAGCAAGUGCGGUUGGGAAAUAGGCCAAACACUCACUUGACCCCCGCUGCAUAUGAGGAGGUUGCUCGUAAAUUCAAAAUGCUGACCAGUAACGAGUACAAGCAGUCUCAACUGAAAAACAAAUGGGACAAACUGAAAGGUGAGUACGGCAUAUUCAAGAGACUGAAAAUGCAGACCGGAGGGGGAUGGAACUUAGAGAAAAACACUGUGACACAAGAUGCUGAGUGGUGGAAGAAGGCCAAAAAGGACAUUCCUGGUUGCGGCAAGUUCAAGAAGCAGGGGCUUCGCAAUGAAGAGAACCUCAAGAUCAUGUUUGAAGACAUCACUAGUGAUGGUACAGAUCAUUGGAAUCCUACUUCGGGCGUACCACCUCCUUCCAGUGAAGCAUUGGCAGAUGCUAUGAAUGUUGAUGACAUCCAAGAUCUUGAUAAUGAAGAUACCGAAAUGCAACCAAGUCCAGGUAAUGCCGGAGCUAGUACCUCAGUCAAGAGGCUUGGAAAGUUUGUUCAUGAAGGGAGCAGGAAACCCAAGACUGCAAUGGUGAUGCAGGAGCAGAUUACAAGGAUUGCUGAUGUUGCUGUGCAAUCCCAAUCCUCUUUUGAGUCUUUCAUACGAGCUGAUGAUGCUAGCUCCGUGAAGAUUGUCAUGGAUGCUGUCAUAGAAUGUGGCGCUAAUGAAGGUAGUGAUGAGCACUACAUAGCCACCGAGUUGUUCGCCAAGAAAGACCUAAGGGAGAUUUUUAUGCACAUGAGUGUUGGGUCUCAUUUGGCUUGGCUCUGCAGGAAGUAUGACCACAAGUAUCCAAAGUAGAUGGUUCGAUUUUACUUAUGUGUAAUGGUUGCUUAUGUAGCAUGCUAUCGAGACUAUUUGUGCACUUUGUUGAACCAUUGUUUGGAAUCUGGCUUGUAAUGCUAUUUGGAUGAUAUUUAUCUUUAUCUAUGGAUUGUAAUGUCUCUUU